Molecule: messenger RNA, 438 nt
Organism: Porites evermanni
Lineage: Eukaryota; Metazoa; Cnidaria; Anthozoa; Scleractinia; Poritidae
Source: the annotation of a GenBank genome assembly
AUGGAGGAGCAGGAAAAGAUUUCCCAGUGCUGGAUGACUGAUGACUUGGAGGCCAUCUUUGAAAGGAAAGAUUUUUCAAGCGGUGAGUCUGUGGAACCUUCGAAAUUUGAGUGCAUAAAGUAUAAAAUAAUUACUCGUUUUUUUGGUCAUUGAUCCUCAUAAAAACUGGUUUGCAAUUAUAGGCAAUUCAGGGAGCGAGUGCUAAUAUGAUAAAAUUUGGACAGUCUGUGAAUAAUCAAAGAUAGGAAUUUUGGACAUAAAUAACAAAGGAAUCAUUUGCCUUAAGUUGCAGAUACAACUCCUGAGUUCAGCGCUAGCUCAACAGACAUAAGUUCGGUUAACGUGGCUGAUGAUGUCGAGAAAGGAGGCUCUGGAGACAAGGAUAUUGACCUUUAUUCACCUAAAACACAAGGUAAGUGUCUAGCAUUGGCUACGGGU